Messenger RNA from Mauremys mutica (yellowpond turtle), 3025 nucleotides. RefSeq names its product electron transfer flavoprotein subunit beta lysine methyltransferase (gene ETFBKMT). Lineage: Eukaryota; Metazoa; Chordata; Testudines; Geoemydidae. Gene Ontology annotation, biological process: peptidyl-lysine trimethylation. Bases 358 to 1152 code for a protein of 264 amino acids. Gene Ontology annotation, molecular function: protein-lysine N-methyltransferase activity. The record is from RefSeq and is a predicted model, not a curated record. The transcript is spliced from 4 exons. Gene Ontology annotation, cellular component: mitochondrial matrix.
CUUUAAGGGAUGUAAAGGAAAAAGCAUGCACGGGGCUUCCAGAGCAGAUCACGAGCCUGAUGAUCUCACCGUGCUGGUGCACGUGAAACAGGAAACAGAAGCCAGGCAAAUGGCAUUUGCUCUCUCGGCAACAACACAAAUUGCAAAAAAAAAUAACGGAGAAGGACAAAUGCAUUGUGCAGACAGACUCCAGGUUAAGCUGUCACAGUAAUAAACAAGGAAUUGCCAUCCAUUGCUACAAAACGAAACCGCUUCUGAGUUGGUUUCAAACACGUCUCCCCACACACUUACAAGAUAAACCUUUGCUGUGCAGCUGGUUUGAAUUCAGAUCAGAAAGGAUUUUACCAACAGGGAGGCAUGGUGUUCUGCUGCUUGAAGUGGUUUAUAGGCUUUGGCAGUAGGGCUGUCCUCACAGAAGCUUCAAGGAGCAGUAACAGAAGCACCUCUUUGAUAUGGAGAUGCUGCUAUCACAGGACUCCAGGAAGCUUCCUGGAUCCUGAGAUGAGAGCGUUUCUGGAGGAGAACACUGAAGUCAGUAGCAGCGGGCACCUCACACCAGAGAUACGACUGCGACUUCUGACACCUCGCUGCAGAUUCUGGCAGGAAAGAGCUGACUUGUGGCCCUAUGGCGACCCCUUCUGGGCAAUCUACUGGCCAGGAGGCCAAGCCCUAUCCAGGUAUAUCUUAGAUACCCCGGAUGCCGUCAGAAUGGGAUCAGUACUAGAUCUCGGAAGUGGAUGUGGAGCAACAGCAAUCGCUGCUGUGAUGAGCGGUGCAUCCCAGGUCCAGGCUAAUGACAUCGACCCCAUUGCAGGAAUGGCCAUGGUAUUAAAUUGUGAGCUGAACAAUGUGAACCCCUUCCCUAUUUUAACUAAGAACAUCAUUGAUACAGAGCUGGACAACUGGGACCUCAUUGUUUUGGGGGAUAUGUUUUAUGAUGAACAACUUGCAAACCGUCUUCAUCACUGGUUGAGGAAAUGCAUCAGGACUCAUGGAACUAAAGUGCUAAUUGGUGACCCCGGGAGGCCUCAGUUCUUAGGCCACCGCAUUCACAGUCAAUUGCACAAAGUGGUAGAAUAUUCACUUCCUGAAUCCACUAGGCAAGAAAACAAUGGAUUAACCUCAAGCAUUGUCUGGAGUUACCAGCCCUGAGAUUUCCGUUUCUCCAAAAGCUGCUAACACUGGAUUUAGAAGAAGUAUGGUCUUUAAAAAAAGAAAUGUAUUCUCUGUUUAUAAAGUAUGAAAAUGGAACAUUGGAAAAUGGGGCAGAUCCUCCGCUGGUGCAAACUACUGUAGGGCUACUGAAGUCCACACAGUUACAAUUCACUCCUGCUGAGAAUCUGGCCCAUAGUUUGGGAGAAGCCUUAUAGGUAUAUUCCACCCUCAGAUGUGCAGAUGCCCCUUGCCCUGCCCCAUUGAAGCCAAUGGAAGCUAAGCGUGCAUGUUCAAAGGCUGAACAGGAUGUAACCAAAUAAAAUAUCAAGAUAAACCAGGAGACGAUCACAGAAAUUCAGUGUAGCGGCGUGCAGCUUAGUGGGUUACCACAGAAUGUUCCUGUUCACUGCUGCACCAGUUGAUAAGAAUCUAGUUUUCAAUGUCUGGUGAAGAUAAGUGUGUUGAACUAUCUGGCUGCUUCACAAAUUUCCUUUGCUAAUUAUGAGGCUAUUUUGUCCCAAGAAGUGACAGUUUUAUCCAGCAGCAUGUGCCUGCAGUUCCUCUGGGGGGGAUUUAAAUCUUCUUCCUGUGUGUAAUUCAGUUAUGCAUAUCCAGGUGGAUAUAGCAUUCUUGUGAGCUGUGUCCCCUGCAACUAGGAUGUAUUCACGAGAAUAAAAAUAGCUUAGUCCUGGUGAUGUACAUGUACAAACAGUGUAGCGCUAGCCCUUUAAGACCAGUGCAUCUGUGCUGCAUCGAUUGGCCCAUAUUAGGCUUUGAAAGCAGGUACUUGGGCUGAGAAAGAGUGACACUAGGUGAGUCAGAGCUAAAAAAGCUGCAGGAAGCAGCAGGACUGCCAGAGUGCCCUGGGAGGAGAGACAGUGAAAGCCUGAGUUGUAAAGGGGAAAAGUCCCCUGGGGAUUGUAGCCCAGGGUGAAUUGAGGAAUUGGGCUUGCUUGAGUUUUGUAUAAGUUUGGUCAAUAAAACUGCCUCAAAAGAGACUGUGGGCAUGGCAGUGGAUCCUAAAGAAGCUGGGGAGAAGUCCGGGCUAGUUACACAUCUGUCUUCUGGAUUGCGCUUGGGGUGAAAGUAGAAAAGUGGGAGCACCAUGUCUUGGGAGCAUUGGUAUAUUGUGUUCCUCUUUUAAAUGAACUUUCCCAUUGACCUGUGGUAAAUGGGGUCUGCUUUAUGAGUCCUCUCCCUCUCAAGUGCUCUGUUCAGUGCCAUAUCGUGUAUCAUACUGCAUGCUGUCCAGACUUCCUUUAUGACAGCCACCACUUCUUCUUGGGUCGGCUUCUGUCUUUUUCUUUCAGUCUUGAUAUUUUGGACUCUCUCACCUAUGUAGUUGUCACUGCUGCACUUUUCAUGACAAAACCUACUGAGCCUGCACCCCCCUCAUUUUUUCAUUUAUGGAUAUUACUUUGAGCAUGUCUCUUACAUAUACAUUCCUCACAUGGCCUUUCUUGUUUUCGCCACUCAUCCUUCUCAACAUUCACAUUUCUUCUUUGUUGCCCAACACUCAUUGCCAGGACAAGCCACCAUUGUAUAAACUGUGCCUUUUAAUCGUACUGUAUCAUGGCAUGGCACUUCUUUCCUAGGAACUCUUUUCCUUUCUAGAACUUCCUGCCUUUCUAGAUUGGGCCUUUGAAGUCUGCAGCUGUAUGGGUUUGCCAAAUUUAAAGUGAUAAUUCUGCAGCUGGUAAGAACUUACAUUUUCCCUCUCUCUUAUUGGUGAGGAGCUGGCAAAUUCUUAUGUCAAAAGAAUUGCUUUGUCAGCAUACAAGUGCUGCCUUGCAUAGAUCCUGCAGAGGCAGGAACUUCUGGACAGAGAUGAAGGGGCAGGUUCCAGGACCACAUUGUCUGAUUUUUAGAG